Molecule: messenger RNA, 1182 nt
Organism: Pisolithus orientalis
Lineage: Eukaryota; Fungi; Basidiomycota; Agaricomycetes; Boletales; Pisolithaceae
Exons: 8
Coding region: 1-1182 (393 amino acids)
Source: RefSeq, a predicted model, not a curated record
AUGCCGUCCCAGCUGACCUCUAUGUGGCGUCUUCCUGCCUGCAUCUAUUUUGCAGUCCCGCUUCCAAACGUGACCCACCCACCUAUUCGGCGUUUCAACAUCAUCCAUUCCUCUGGCUCGGGAGAGCCUUACUACGUGUCCUUGGCUUUCUUUCCGAUGAGAAUUUCUGACGAACUUUGGACAAGCGACCCGACGCCACUAGGAGCAGGCUCCAUUGGAUGUGGCACUGAGCCCUCCAUCCUCGUUCCACGAUGGGGCCCGGUUGCCUUUCCAGGGUCUCCCUCAUACACAAACGACGCAAUGGGAGAUCGUAACUCUGAGGCUGGCACGCUGGUUGGUCACCUCGGACACGCAGUCAAGAUGAUAUUCGACGCCCAAGUACUGGUUGGCAAAUCUAUCACUGUAAGCGCUUGGUGGGGUGCAAACAUUCAGACAACCCUCCAUCUCCCUUAUCUACUACCAUUGGGGCUGGCGAGAGAAGAAGUUAAUGCCAUGCAGAACCGCAGGCGGGGACAUAUCCCGCUUCCGGUGUUCAAUAACACCGCAGCUCCGAUUUUCGGAUCAGACGGCCCCCAUCAUCCCGGGUUUGGGAGACCUGCCAAUACGUGUUAUGUAUUUCGUUUCCCUCCUGCCGUGCCCACUAUUGACCAUUCAUUGACCGCCCUGAAAAUCAGUCGUCUCGGUGACUCGCCACUGUGCACAGGGAACCAGGUGGCAGCAACCGCCGACCCAGUCUCUCGAAAAGGAAGAGCGUGGAUGGAGAACGAGGCUCGGGAGUCGGCUGUGGAUUUUCGAAUCAGGCUUGGCAAUGAAAAACUUGUUUUUCCGGGAGACCGUCUCAGACCGUCCGUCGCCUGGAAUGAUGGCUUCCUUGCUGAUCCACCGAUUCCACCUACAACGAUCAGGUGCAAUAAUGUCUGGGCGACGGGCAUCUGCCUCCCACAGGACACAUGUCAACAAGAUCAUAUCAUCGAUCCCAUCAUAAGCAACGUAUACCUUGUCACUGUCAGGGUGUCUGGGAUUUCAAAAACAAACGCUGCUAUCCAGGAUGAUCAAUGGAAAACUUUUGUCCUUGUCCCGUUACUAGCUCACCCUCGUUUCCCUUCUCAAGUCGAUGAUGUUCUCUUCCCUAUCCUGGCUCACUCGGAAUUCAAGAAGCGAGCGCAGCGGCGCAGCACAUAG